Messenger RNA from Gadus macrocephalus (Pacific cod), 4177 nucleotides. It is a transcript of the gene arhgap9, whose product is annotated as Rho GTPase activating protein 9. The record is from RefSeq and is a predicted model, not a curated record. Gene Ontology annotation, molecular function: phospholipid binding; protein binding. Gene Ontology annotation, cellular component: cytoplasm. The coding region runs from base 484 to 3174 and encodes 896 amino acids. NCBI's taxonomy places the organism in Eukaryota, Metazoa, Chordata, Actinopteri, Gadiformes, Gadidae. Gene Ontology annotation, biological process: regulation of GTPase activity; signal transduction. The transcript has 22 exons.
CGGGCGGGGUGGAUUGCCUGCGAUUCUACGAAGCACAAUACUCCUGGAUCUCGUUAUUACUGUAAAAGUGUGCGCACCCUAGCGGAUAUUACCGUCGACUCUGGUUGGUCCAAUAUGCAACCAUAUGGCACAUUUUAACCAAUUUGAAACCAACUGAAUUCGACCGUGCGCAAGCUUUUUAAUUCAUUGGCUUACAAACGCUUCUGCAGAAUUUGGAGAGUGAAGUGGUAUCAGCCGUUUCACGGAUGUCCUGCACGAGCUGUCAGUGCGCGCGCUUCGUGACCAGCUAUACCCUGAUGUAAAGCUCUCUCAGAAUAUGGCGCUGGCCCUGGCUCCAUUUACAGGUGCCCCAUUUCCACCAGACCACGGAGAACACACCCGACCCUGCCUCCAUCAUCAUCAUCAUCAUCAUCAUCAUCAUCAUCACCGUCUUCAUCAAACCGCUGCAGUGCUGAGGCUUGCGUAACGCAGAGAGGGGUCACCAUGCUGUCAGGGUCCUGGCGACGCUCCAUCAGCCACCAGCCGGCGGGCGCGGUGGUGGCCGACCGGGGCGUGGCCGUGUGCGGCGUGCCCAGCGGCGCGGUGGUGCUGGAGGCCCAGUACGACUACAACUACCGCAGCGCCGACGGACGGCAGGUCUGCAUUCGGGAGGGCGAGCGCUUCAUCCUGCUGAAGAAGACCAACGCCGACUGGUGGCAGGUGAGGAGGAUCGGUGCCGCCAGCAAGGCCAAGCCUCUGUACGUUCCCGCCACCUACGUGACGGAGGUGCCCAUCGCCCCGAUGCCCUCGCCGCAGCGGCUGUUCAUGACCACCUCCCUGAGCACCGAGCUCAGCAGCCACCCCAGGGUGUCCCUUACCCAGAGCCCCACGCAGGCACAGUACAGCGACAAGUACCAAGUGAACAAACCCUUCUGCCGCUCCAUGGAGAACCUCAACUCCAGCGGUGCCUUCAAAGGCUCGGAGCGCUCUGCCGGCCAGGCCGCCCCUCGCUUCCCCACGCUCCCGCUCUCCGGCUCCGGCCCCCACGGCUCUGCGUCGCCGGGCUGCCUCCGGGUGCCGGGCGGCGGGCCCCGGGGCUCCGCGAGCCAGCCGCCCCUCCCCAGGGUGACUCCCACCAUCACCCGGAGCCAGAGCUCCAGCAACCUGCCCGAGAACCCGUACGACGAGGUGGGCAGGGGCUUUGGUUUCCACGGCAGCCCCCGGGUCCCCAAGAAGUCGUGCAGCCAGUGGGACAUGGCCGAGCUGUCCCGCAGUAACAACCACCUGCAGGUCCCGACAGAGUCCUACGUCCCUCAGCUGUCCUGGCAGAACUCCCCUCUGUACAGCGACACACUGACCCCCUCAGCGUCCCCGUCUAAGGCCGAGCCCCCCAGCCCGCCGCCCGGUGAGCAGCCCCUGCAGGUGCUGGACCUGUGGGAGCAGUACCUGGACUUAGCCAGCGGGAGAAGCUACUAUGUCAACAGCAUCACUAAGGAGAGGUCCUGGAAGCCACCGCGGAGAGCCCGCACAGGGAGCACCAACCAGCUAAAUCAUCCACAGCCCCAGAUAUCACCCAGGCACACCAGCCAUCUGUCCCUACCGCUCUCUGGUACCACCAAUGGCACUGUGCACAAGCUGUCUCCGGAUCUGUUCUACAGGAGCCACCAGAGGAGCGCUCACGGAGCUGUGCACAGGAAACAGGUGAAUAUCUAUAGCAUGCAGCGUGCCGUGUCCUCUGAUGUGCUGACCAUGUCGACGUUCGGCAAGGGCGACGCCCUCAGCACUGACUCCUCCCCCAUGCACCUGCCCCACUCCCAGUCGCUCCAAGAGAACGGCCAGCUAGCCACAGGAAGCAUCCAGCUGUCCCUGCAGAGCAGAGGUUACUCCUACAACGUGACCAACAUCAUAGUAGAGCCCCCCUCGCCCGACAGCUCGCCAGAUAGCGACAGCAGCAAGCCCGAGCUGGAGAAGGCUGGUCUACUAAACAAGACCAAGAUUUCAGAAGGAGGCAGGAAGCUGAGGAAAAACUGGAACCAGUCAUGGGUGGUGUUGGUGGGGAACAGUCUGGUUUUCUUCAAGGACCCUAAAUCCCAGACUCCCUCCAGCUGGAAACCAGGGAACAGCCGUCCCGAGAGCAGCGUGGACCUGAGAGGCGCACAGCUUGAAUUUGCUGACUGUCUGUCUAGCAAAAAGAACGUCUUCAAGCUGAGAACCGUGACAGGAAACGAGUUCCUUCUGCAAUCGGAGACGGACUCUCUUGUCAGAGAGUGGUACAACACCAUCCAGGGUGUCAUUGAUAGGCUGGAGCGGGAAAACCCUCUGGACAACGUGCUCCUGUACUCCCAGAGACGGGCGGGCAGCCUAGAGAUGCUGGAUCGGAUCGGAGAGGAUGAUGACAGGACCAGGACCUCCGUGCCCCGCUCGGCGUCCAACCUGGAGAACACGGAGCGGAAGCGUGUGAGGAGCCGCCUGAAGAAGCUGAUCCUGAAGAGACCCCCUCUGCAGGCGCUCCAGGAGAAGGGCCUAAUAAAAGACCAGGUGUUUGGCUGCAGAUUGGAGAUGCUGUGUGAGCGCGAGCGCAGCGCCGUGCCUCGCUUCGUCAGGCUGUGCACCGAGGCGGUCGAGAGAAGAGGCCUGCAGACUGACGGUAUCUACAGGGUGUCUGGCAAUUUGGCCGUCAUUCAGAAACUUCGCUUCAUGGUGAACCACGAGCGAGCGGUGACCACAGACGGCCGCUACAUGUUCCCAGAGGAGUUGAUUCGAGAGGAGAAGCUGAACUUGGACCAGAGCGAGUGGGAGGACAUUCACGUCAUCACGGGCGCUUUGAAACUCUUCUUCCGCGAGCUCCCCGAGCCGCUGGUCCCCUACGGCUUCUACACGGACAUCAUCGAGACCGUCAAGAUGUCUGACUACUCCGACAAAGUGGACCGUCUCAAGUGUCUGGUGCUCAACAUCCCGCCUCCCAGCCAUGACACGCUGCACUUCAUCUUCAGCCAUCUCCAACGAGUGCUUGAGCAGUCGGACGCCAACCGGAUGACCACCCAGAACGUGGCCAUCGUGUUCGGGCCCACCCUGAUGCGGCCGGAGCGCGACACGGGCCUCAUGGCCGUCAACAUGGUCUACCAGAACCAGGCUGUGGAGCUCAUGCUCACCGAGUUCCACCACAUCUUCAGGGCCGCACCGCCUCUCUCGUGACCUUUCACCUUCCAAGAACAGCCCGGUCCGCUGAAAGGAGCCGCGGGCGCGCACGCAAGCCGCCAAUACGCAUAUGAAUCGGGACAGAGAAUGAAGCGGCCUGCGUUAGCGACUCUCUCCCGGACAAAGCAAAGCGGGUUUCACUUUAAAUGUUAAUCGUGGAGUCGGAGGGGGGAGCAGCAACACGGGCAGCGUGUUAAUCAGGCUGUUUGGGUCUAUAUAAGUCCUCUCUAUAACAGCAAUAGGUUUAAUAGCCCGGCUUCAACUCACAGCAACGGUGGCUUCUGCUUGUGCCUGUCAUUCAGACAGGGGUCUUCUCCUGGGUUCACUCGUACUCCGUGGCAAAUCUCUAUUUCGGUUUGUUGGUAUUCUUAUUGCGUUGGACAGGGCAGAGGCCAGUCUGCUAUAACUGUGGGUCCAUCAGGUGGGUUUUAUAUAAGAUGAAAGAUGAUUCAGCAACCAUGUGGUCUGAAGACCAUAAAACGCUUUCACUGUGAAGAGUCCAGUGCUUCCUGCCAUAGGCGUCGGAUGUGUGUGUACAGUAGAGUGUGUAUGUGUGCACAAAUGUGUGUCAUUUCAGGGUAUUGUGUCACUUAUUAUGACAGGCGUACAAGUUUUGUUUGACUAUUCUGUCACUGAGAAAUUUGAUUCGGUGGUGAACCCUAAGAAACUAAUUGGGUGGCUGAGCAUAUCAUUUAGAAAAUGAAUCAAUCAAUCGCAGCCUUCUUGAACCCAUAUUAUUAUCCCUUUUCUAAGAAUACCUUUUUAAUCAUAUUUAAUUUUUAAAUAAUAACCAAGAGUGACAUUAAGUAUCAAACUAUUUUGAUCGGAUGAUUCUUCUCUGGAUUGGACAAUUCAAUCUUUGUAAAGAUGUCAAUGAGCUAUAUAAUACAAAAUAGGAACGUGAGUAGGAAUCGUUCCAAAAUGAAUAUGUUUGGAUAUUGAUGUGAUGACUAUGUCCACACUAUCUGUCCCUGCUAACCAAAUAAAUCCUCAGUAUGUA